Selaginella moellendorffii is the source of this 1969-nucleotide messenger RNA. Its product is annotated as 2-isopropylmalate synthase A. Lineage: Eukaryota; Viridiplantae; Streptophyta; Lycopodiopsida; Selaginellales; Selaginellaceae. The transcript has 12 exons. Bases 15 to 1889 code for a protein of 624 amino acids. Gene Ontology annotation, molecular function: 2-isopropylmalate synthase activity. The record is from RefSeq and is a predicted model, not a curated record. Gene Ontology annotation, biological process: L-leucine biosynthetic process. Gene Ontology annotation, cellular component: chloroplast.
CUUGUGUGCGUCUGAUGCGUUGCGUUGAUGCGAUGUCGGCCGUGUCGGCCAUGGCGAUGGAUCAUCGUGUGAUCGCUCCAGCCCCUGGAUCCCCAGCAUUUCAAUGCAAGCUGCGAAAAUCUCCAUCUCCAUCGCCAGCGCCAUGGAAAUGCAGGGUUUUGGCUUCCUCCUCGAGCGAGCGCCAGUUUCUUCAGAGAAAGCGGCCGAUCUACGUCCCUAGCAGGAUCGAUGAUCCCAGCUACGUCCGGAUCUUCGACACGACGCUCAGGGACGGCGAGCAAUCCCCCGGCGCGACGCUGACGAGCAAGGAGAAGCUCGACAUUGCGCGGCAGCUUGCCAAGCUGGGCGUGGACAUCAUCGAGGCGGGAUUCCCAAUCGCGUCGCCCGACGAUCUCCUGGCGGUCAAGGGGAUCGCGCUCGACGUUGGCAACAGGGUGGACGAUGACGGGUAUGUUCCAGUGAUUUGUGGGCUCUCUCGAUGCAACAAGGCGGACAUAGCUGCCGCCUGGGAGGCUGUGAGCCAUGCUCUCCGGCCUCGAAUCCACACCUUCAUCGCGACUAGCGAGAUCCACAUGAAGCACAAGCUUCGCAAAUCACCGGACGAGGUCGUCCAAAUCGCCACUGACAUGGUUGGAUACGCCAAGAGCCUUGGCUGCCAGGACAUCGAGUUUAGUCCCGAGGAUGCUGGAAGGUCCGAUCCCGAGUUUUUGUAUAGAAUUCUCGCGGAAGUUAUCAAGGCUGGAGCCACCACUCUCAACAUUCCGGAUACUGUUGGCUACACGCUACCUUCGGAGUUUGGAAGGUUGAUAGCAAUGAUCAAGGAAAACACGCCGGGAAGCCAGAAUGUUGUCAUUUCUACCCACUGUCAAAACGAUCUUGGACUCGCGACUGCCAACACUCUUGCUGGUGCUUAUGCAGGUGCCAGGCAAUUGGAAGUAACAAUCAACGGUAUUGGAGAGAGAGCAGGCAACGCGUCGCUUGAAGAGGUAGUCAUGGCUAUUAGAUGCCGCGGAGACGAGCAGCUCAAUGGUCUCCACACGGGCAUCAAACCCAAGCAUAUUGCUGUCACAAGUCGCAUGGUGUCUGACUAUACAGGAAUGACCGUUCAACCUCACAAGGCCAUUGUUGGGGCCAACGCAUUUGCUCACGAAAGCGGAAUCCACCAGGAUGGGAUGCUAAAGUUUAAAGGAACUUAUGAGAUCAUGUGUCCGGAAGACAUUGGACUUGUUCGUGCUGAUGAAGCCGGUAUCGUCCUUGGAAAGCACAGUGGUCGGCAUGCGUUAAAAACUCGGUUGUCCCAGCUGGGAUACGAGCUAGAAUCCAAGAAGCUGGAUGACGUUUUUAAACGUUUCAAGGCUGUGGCAGACAAAAAGAAGUCCUUAUCGGAUGUUGACCUGGAAGCUUUGUUAUCGGACGAAGUUUUUCAACCAGAAGUUGUGUGGGCUCUUUUGGACCUCCAGGUCGUGUGUGGAACCCUGGGAUUAUCAACAGCGACCGUGAAGUUAUCUGGUCCAGAUAACAUUCAACGUGUUGGUACGUCCAUUGGAACGGGGCCUGUGGAUGCAGCAUACAAGGCAGUUGAUUCAAUCGUUCAGAUUCCAGUAACUCUUUUGGAGUAUUCCAUGAACGCUGUUACUGAAGGAAUCGAUGCAAUCGCCAACACAAGAGUCGUGAUACGUGCCGAGAACUCGACUCCAGUAACGCACGCCCAAAGCACAGAGCCUGUUCAGAGGUCUUUCAGUGGAUCCGGUGCAUCCGAAGACGUGACAGUCUCAAGCGUCCGAGCUUACGUGAGUGCUCUUAACAAAGUGAUUGGAUUUUCCAAAGCAGUCCCUAGUUCCGAGUCGUCGGUUUCAGCUACUCAGGCUACCACAGUUGCGACAAAGUAGAGAUAACUUAUCCCAACGGUAGCUGUACAGUUUUGCAAGAUUUAAUCCAGGGAUAUAGCUAUGGAGCUAGCGUCUGGCUA